GGAGGGUCCGGGCGGCCACGAGGGCUUUGGGGACACACGCCAGGGUGGGUGUCGCCCCCCCCCUCCGACCCCAGUGUCUCCACCAGCCGGAACAGACUGGGGCUCUGGCCGAUCAGCCCCCCUUCGAGCCGGGCAAGGGUCGCCUCUCGCGUGGGCAGUGAGCGCGAUAGACGCGCGAGGACUUGAGGCCCGGAGGAAGGGGACUUGGGUUUCUGGUGGCUGCGAGGCCGGGGGAGGGCGCCCUAACUGCUGGGGUCCGGAUCCCGGGCACCUCCCCCAGAGGUCCCUUUCCCCAGUCCCGGUGCGAGGCGCCCCGCCCCCUCCCUGAACCACCUCGGCCGAGCUUUUCCUCUACCUCCCUCCUGGGGCCCCACCAAAGUUUGGCUCUAGGGAAGGAGGGAGUGGCCACUCGGUCACUGGGGUGCCUGAUCCUUUGACCUGGGCUCCGGGGGAAGAAGCACGGGUGGAGGGGGUAGACUGGGAGCGCGGGGAGGUUUAGCAUGCUUUCUCCUUUCACCAGCAGUGGCCAAGGGGUCUGAUGAGCUGGCCCUUUUUCCACGGGGGAGGGGGGCAAAUGGAAGCGGCUACUCUUUCUUCUCUGAGCCCUGGCGCGGCUAGCUCUGAAAGCUGGGGAACCCUUGGCCUGCAGACACCCCGCGCCCUUCCUGUCUCCCAGGGGCGUCUAGGCAAGCCCCCUCUUUUCCCUCCCCCACUCCCUGGGUCUACCCAAAAUUGCUCUGCUUGGCUCGAGCGAGGAGGAGGGCGUGUAUGUGUGAAUUUAAAUGUUUAAGUAUAUACAGGUGUUAUCUCGAGUUUUCCCAGAGUCUUUUGUCUCUCAGAGCCCCCAGCCUUGCUCCCGCCAUCCCCCAUGCUGCCUCGGUCUCUCUUGGGCUCCCUCUCGCUGAGGGAGGGGCUUCUCUUAGCCAGCUCUCACGGUCCUGGGCCUCCCGCUCUGGACUUCUUGCAGUUGUACUGUUCCUGAAACUCAUGACAACACUCCCCCACCCCCCACCCCGCCGACACACAUCCCUAUCCCUGCUCCAAGGUGUGUUAUUACUGUAAUCGGAGGAGCAUAAAGCCAGCUCUGUUGCAGCGUUUUGGUGGAGAGGUUUUCCCAGGGGUUCCCCUGGUUUAAGGCUGGGGUUUGUGCACUUAGAGCUGUGUUCAGAAUGUGAGCAGGAAACAGACGCUACGAUCCAGUCCGGCUGUCGCCUGAUUCUGUUCAAGUUGAAGUAUUGGGAGGGUGACACUUCCCAAGUCUCCUCAGUCCUAACCCCUGGCAUCAUGCAUCGGACCACACGGAUUAAAAUCACAGAGCUGAAUCCUCACCUCAUGUGUGCCCUCUGUGGGGGCUAUUUCAUCGACGCCACCACCAUUGUGGAGUGCUUGCAUUCCUUCUGCAAAACCUGCAUCGUGCGCUACUUGGAGACCAACAAAUAUUGCCCCAUGUGUGACGUCCAGGUCCAUAAAACCCGACCACUGCUGAGCAUCAGGUCAGACAAAACCCUCCAGGACAUUGUCUACAAGUUGGUGCCUGGGCUUUUUAAAGAUGAGAUGAAACGGCGGCGGGACUUCUAUGCAGCAUACCCCCUGACGGAGGGUCCUCAGCCCCUUGCUCUAUCUCUGACCAACCCCUCUGAGCUGUCUCCCUCUACAGUCCCCAAUGGCUCCAACGAGGACCGGGGCGAGGUCCUAGAGCAGGAGAAGGGGGCUCUGGGCGAUGAUGAGAUUGUCAGUCUUUCCAUUGAGUUCUACGAAGGAGUCAGGGACCGAGAGGAGAAGAAGAGCCUCCUGGAGAAUGGGGAUGGGGACAAGGAGAAGACAGGGGUGCGUUUCCUGCGAUGUCCAGCAGCCAUGACGGUCAUGCACCUUGCAAAGUUCCUCCGCAACAAAAUGGAUGUACCCAGCAAGUACAAGGUGGAGAUCCUCUAUGAAGAUGAGCCCCUGAAGGAAUAUUACACCCUCAUGGACAUUGCCUACAUCUACCCCUGGCGGAGGAAUGGACCUCUCCCCCUGAAGUACCGUGUCCAGCCAGCCUGCAAGCGGCUCACCCUGCCCACAGUGCCCACUCCUUCAGAGGGCACCAACACCAGCGGAGCAUCAGAGUAUUCAGGCUAUGGGGAGACCCCGGCCCUGCCAAGUCUAUGUGUGACUCUCCUCCUGACCCACACUAGCAAGAUGGAGGUGACACUCACUGGGGCCGAGAGUGGAGGGUUAGGAUGGGUAAGCCCGGACAAGCACAGACUCCAGUCUGCUUCCCCAACCCUAGCUGAGGCCGAGCAGGGACAAGGCACAGGCAUGCAGAAGCACAAGAAAAUAAAGUGUAAGCUAACCCCCACUCUACCUAGUGGACCACCUAUUAGGGGCAGACCUUGCCUACCUGGUUUUCCUUAAGUGUACAUAGAUGGAUGGGGGGGCAGGGGGAGGGGGAGGACCAGGGUAUUGGCUCAGGUAUGUGAGGUCCUGAGCCCGUGGGUCUGUUUGCACCAUGUCCCGAGUCUGAGGUCCUGUGACUGUACCCUCCUGUCCUGGUCAUUUGUAUCUCUUGGUUUUGUAAUAAACGCUGCAUACUCUC
Molecule: messenger RNA, 2575 nt
Organism: Peromyscus californicus insignis
Lineage: Eukaryota; Metazoa; Chordata; Mammalia; Rodentia; Cricetidae
Gene: Pcgf2
Product: polycomb group ring finger 2
Exons: 11
Coding region: 1285-2394 (369 amino acids)
Biological process (GO): negative regulation of transcription by RNA polymerase II
Cellular component (GO): PRC1 complex
Molecular function (GO): promoter-specific chromatin binding
Source: RefSeq, a predicted model, not a curated record